AAACUGUUUUAGUCUGUCAUAGCUAAUUUACUAUGCCAAUUUUAAAGUACUGUUCAAGAUCUUAUGGGCAUAUGGCCACUGACGUAAUUUCGAAAGAAAUAUCUCUAUUGGAUUUAAAACUUACUUUCAUUGAUAAGCUACCAAAUUAAAUUACCUUGUACAUACAAUACGCUUUAAUACCUCAAAAUUCUAAAUAUGUACAUUAUCGAUAAAUAAUAUUGAACAUCGAAUCCAAAAAUUUGUCUUCAAAUACCAUAGAACAACAGACAACCAUAUCUUUUUAUUAUUUCACUAAACAUUUGCUUUCUACACAAAACUCUGCUGGAACAACAAAAAUUACACAUGUUUCUCACCAGGCAAAGCAAAGCACACCUGUAAACACUAUCUGGGUCCGAAAAAAUAAGCUACAACUUCAUCAAGGUGAGAAUAACAAAGCGAGACAGCGAGUAAUGACGCCAAUCGCAACAACACCUUCCUGCAUUUACACAACUGCAUAGUCACUACACUUGCCCUAACUAUUUGUACAACUGCAACCCCCGGUAUAUAACUGGCGCGUGCCGGAAGAAUCGGCAUCAAUCGGCAAAGUUCCGUCGACCAUGCAGAUCCCAGCGAUUUUCGUCACGUGCCUGCUCACAUGGGGCCUGGUGCACGCAAGUAUCGAACUCAGUGCCCCCAAGCAGGAGUCUGCCCUCGCGGAGCAACUCCUAUUGAAGAACGUGGACACUAGCGCGAAGCGAAAGGAGAACGGCGCCCCGAAACUCGGCGAGAGCACAGCUGCGGCUCUGGCUAGUACCAAGGCAACUGCAGCCGCAGAGGCUAAGGCAUCCGCCAAAGUGAAAGCUUCUGCCUUGGCCCUCGCUGAGGCUUUCUUGCGUGCGUCGGCAGCGUCUGCUGCUGCUACGGCCAAAGCUGCUGCCGCUGUAAAAGAAGCAACGCAGGCACAGCUGUUGGCACAGGAGAAGGCUUUGAUAGCGUUGAAAACUCAAUCUGAGCAACAAGCUGCCUCUGCUCGCGCGGACGCCGCGGCUGCCGCAGCCGCAUCCGCGCUAGAACGCGCCCAGGCCUCCUCCAGAGCGGCCACCAUCGCCCAAGACGUUUCCAGCGAUUUGGAGAAACGUGUCGCCACCUUAGCCGCCGCUGAAUCAGGUGCCACCCUCAGAGCAGAACAAUCCGCCGCGCAAUCGAAAUGGUCCGCCGCAGUGGCCGCCCAAACCGCCGCUGCUGCAGCCGCUACAGAAACAAAGGCCACCGCUUCCUCGGAAACCACCGCUGCCGCUACUAGUAAGGCCGCCGUGUUGGCCGCUGACGCUAGCAGCGCAGAAGCUGCCGCUGCAGCGGAGGCACAAUCCGCUUCGCGGAUCGCAGGUGCAGCAGCCACCGAGGGAUCUUCCAACUGGGCUAGCGCGAACUCGCAAACCGCACAACUGGAAGCUUCCGCCGCAGCGAAGGCCACCGCAGCCGCAGCUAUCGGAGAUGGAGCUGUUCUAGGACUUGGACGGGACGCUGGUGCCGCGGCUCAGUCAGCCGCUGAAGUUAAAGCCUUAGCUGAAGCUAGUGCCAGCUUAGAUGCUUUAGACAAGGACAGGAAUUGCCAAUGGCCGUAUAAAACGGGCAAAUCGUGUCCCAAUCGGCAUCAAUCUUGCGAAGCAGCCUCGAAGAUGAAGAUUCCAUCGAUACUCGCGGUGUCCCUGCUGGUUUGGGGUCUGGCCAGCGCAAGCAAACCACUCAUUGCCAAUGCGCAAGUAGGAAAGGUCAAGACCGAAACGUCAUCGUCCUCAGAAAUCGAGACGUUGGUGUCAGGAAGCCAGACAUUGGUGUCAGGAAGUGAGACAUUGGCUUCGGAAAGCGAGGCGUUGGCGUCAGAAAGCGAGGCAUUGACGUCAGAAACCGAGAUAGCGAGCUUGACAACUGCCACGAAGGACGAGCUCAUACUAAAGGGCGAACCUAUCCUUGGAAAGAAACUAGGAACCGGGGCGUCUGAAGUAGCGGCGGCCUCUGGCGAGGCUAUCGCAACUUCCCUUGGCGCGGGACAAGCUGCAGCAGAGGCACAAGCCGCCGCCGCUGCGCAAGCAAAAUCAGCAGCGGCAGCUGCCGCGAAUGCAGGUGAAUCCACCAACAGUGCUGCUGCGUUGGUUGCUGCAGCAGCAGCAGCACAAGGAAAAGCGGCUGCCGCCGCAGCAAUCGCGACGAAGGCUAGCUUAGAGGCCGCAGAGGCUGCUGAGGAAGCUGAGUCGGCCGUGGCCUCUGCCAGGGCUGCCUCCGGAAAGGCGGAAACGCUCGCAUCGACCGCCGCUGCUGCGAAUGCCCGUGCUGCUCUCCAAGCGGAAAAAUCGAACGAGCUAGCGCAAGCUGAGGCUGCAGCCGCCGCCGAAGCCCAGGCUAAAGCCGCCGCUGCUGCCAAGGCAACACAACUCGCCCUUAAAGUUGCCGAAAUUGCGGUGAAAACGGAAGCAGAUGCAGCAGCUGCCGCCGUUGCGGCCGCAAAAGCCAGAGCAGUCGCAGAAGCAGCCGCAGCUCGUGCGACCGCAGUGAACGCCAUUGCUGAGGCGGAAGAAGAAGCUUCGGCACAAGCGGAGAGCGCCGCUGGUGUAGCACAAGCAGCCGCCUCCGCUGCUGCGGAAGCACAAGCUUCUGCAUCUGCCGCUGCGGCGACUUCAGAGGCAUCCGCCGAAGCUGGUGCAUGGGCAGGAGAGCUUAAGUUACCUCCGUUGGCACGUCUUUCCCUAUUGAAGAAGGAAAACACCGAAGAAUGGUCAGUGAAGUAAGUAGGGACGAGGUACUCGAAGAGAUCUAGCUAAGGACGGCAAUACAGGAACAUUUCCGCAGAAGAGGUUCAACAUCUUCAAGCAGAGUAUAUUAUAGAAUAGAGCAGAAGCAAAGGAGAUGAUUAGAGACACCAGUUUAGUAAAUGCGAAUCGAAAUUGUACGGAUGACAUUAUUAAAUUGUUCUAGCAAAUGAGCAAAAAUUUCACUCUUCUUCCUGGCAUAUACCUGUUUCUUUGUUCCUUGCCUCACCGUCGUUAGGGAUCCAUGAUAGCGUAGAAAUUAAUAAUUCGCCAAACGUAUGUUAGGACAACCUCGUGGAAUCCCUGUAAUGUUAUUUAUAAUAUCAACAUCAUCAAAAAUUAUUCUCAAGGAAUGGUUGAACGUCGUGUAUUUCGAUAUAAGUCUGAACACGUACCUGUUUACAGAAAUGACAUUCAUGGUAUAAGACAGGAUCUCUAACGCUUGAAAUACCACGAACUUGUUCCGAGAUCGGUGAUUCAGAAGGUUACAGUCUCUUCACUCGGAAGAACGAUGCCACUAGGCAACUUUCCCUUUCUUCUUUACUUUCCUCCGUGAUAUCGCGCGAUUUUACUUUGCGAUCACUUUUCAUAAUUUCAGCUCGUUAAUUAUGCAUAACAGAAUGAUAAAACGCGAUUGCGCGGUUAAUAAAUUUAUCGUACACCGAGCAGGUUCGUGGUAACUGGCGAACGUUAAAGAAACGGUAUUAUCAGCUCCAUUUUUUUAAAGUUCGAUCGUAAUUUCUAUAUUGCGUACGGUUGUUACGUAAAUUAACCAUAAGGUACCUAGACCCGAUUAGCUUCCUACUUGUUGGCUCAAAUGGCCCGGAAGAAACUCUCUAUGGCCCGUUAUUAUUGUUUUCUUACGCGACAGUAGUGCUCUCGAGAGAACGCCGCUUCUUUAAUUGGCCACAAGAUACUGUAAUGAAACAGCGAAAGUUGGUUAAAAAGAAUAUAGUUUAACAGACACGAAACAUCGCCGUCGAAAUUUCUGCAUCAACCCUACGAAACGAGCACGCGUGUAUCCUAAUCGCUUGGCAAUUACCAUCGAGUAAGUAUAUGCGAUACGCUUUUACAAGUUUUUAUAAUGGCAAACUCGUGAUGUAGUAAGCGAUGUUUUGUGAAAGAUUCGACUGUUUCAGCCUCUAAGAGAGCGCAUCGUGCGUGGUAGAACGACGAAACCGGCGAACGAAAGGAGAACGGGUUAGCCCCAGCCUCUUUUCCUCGAAUACAAUGACGAUUUCGCGACACGUGACCCGAUCACGAACAAGUUGUUAGUCCCCUUUGUUCGACGUUGUAAAAUUGAUGCUCACUGAACUGAAUAUAAUAUACUUUGUCACGAAUUUGGAUUCAUAUAAACUUUUACUUCGAUUUGUACCUUAUGCUAAAAUUACGAUAGAAAACUUGAAUCAAAUAUCCAUAGAGCGCUAAUUAAUACAUUAGCUAUCGACGAUCUGUUGAAAGUACAAUUGGUUACAGAUGUAUUCUUCCAACUUUUAGUAACGUUCGUUAAACUAAUUAUUCUUAAUAUAUUACAUCGUUAUUUCUUCAUAAUAUUUAUGCCAGUGAAAGACUUAACUAAUAUAGCGCGUAUCUUUAUUAAAUCUUUAUUCUCCUAUGGAGAUAUCAAUCGUAUAGAUGCACUAAUUAAGAGAUCACGAAUACUUUUGGGACUCUCUCCUAAUUAAUCGAAUCAAGAAUACUUUGAUCACCACUAAUGAAUGAAUGAAAAUAGCGGCCCAAGAAACUUGGUAUAACAAAAUCAAAAAGGAAACGAGGAAAAAAAGGAUGAAAGAUCCGUAAACCAAAUGGUAACCCACUUUGUCAUAUGUAUCGCUCUCAAGUGGAAUACAUUGGUUGUGGAUUUGAUUCGAUUUACAUAUUUCGAUGGUGUGAGAGC
Molecule: messenger RNA, 4683 nt
Organism: Bombus huntii
Lineage: Eukaryota; Metazoa; Arthropoda; Insecta; Hymenoptera; Apidae
Exons: 2
Coding region: 597-2765 (722 amino acids)
Source: RefSeq, a predicted model, not a curated record